Molecule: messenger RNA, 2604 nt
Organism: Saxophila tyrrhenica
Lineage: Eukaryota; Fungi; Ascomycota; Dothideomycetes; Mycosphaerellales; Extremaceae
Exons: 4
Coding region: 1-2604 (867 amino acids)
Biological process (GO): DNA-templated transcription; regulation of DNA-templated transcription
Molecular function (GO): DNA-binding transcription factor activity, RNA polymerase II-specific; DNA binding; zinc ion binding
Source: RefSeq, a predicted model, not a curated record
AUGGACAACUGGAUGUAUGCUGCGUCGUUCAACGACAACAGCAGCAGCGGGGCCACUCCGGCCGAGAAUGCGUCCAACAACAAUGCCAACCUGUCGGCCUUUAGAGAUUCGACCUCGCCGGACUCGAGUGCGCGGAAUGCACAAGCCCAUCAGCAGCGGAUCAGACGGAGGAACAGGUUGAUUACUUCAUGCUUGGAGUGCCGCCGAAGGAAGCUCAAGUGUGACAAGACGGCACCAUGUACCAACUGCACGCGCUUCAAGCGCGACUGCUUGUAUCUGGCAUCUUCUGCCGACCCGUCCAGCCAGCAGAAGCUCGCGGACAUCAAGGAGAAGAUGGGUGCCCUCGAGAAGUCCCUCGAGCGUGAGAUUGCUGCCGGACAGCAGGCGAAGAUGCACUUGGGCGGCGCUAACGUAAGGAAGUCUUCUGCUGGAGAGGCUGCACUGGUUCAUGUCGAGGGUGAUGAAGAGGAUGAAGCGGCUGGGGAGGAUGAGGAAGGCCUUGAGCCCACUCCGCUCGCCUCCCUUGACAAUGUAUAUGAAGAUAACGCUGACGACGAGCUCAUGGAUCUUGGAGUACAGAUGGGUAAAAUGCGCAUAUCGGAACGUAUUGGAGGUUGGAUACGGCCGAAGCUAGUUGAAGAGUUGACUGAUACUCUGGAGGACGUCAAGGGGGGCAAAUCGAGACAUUCCCAAUCGCCUAUGGCCAAAGAUCACUUCGACUUGAGGCCGGGACAACCCCAACCGCGGAUUCAGGCUUCGCCGAAGAGCUAUAUUGGCCCCGGCCCAGAUUAUAUCGCACCCGCCUCAAGCUUCUUCUUCCCGGGCACUAACAUGAACACUUCGCUCAUCGACUACCUGCCAACGAAGAAUGUGUCCGACCAGCUCAUUGCGCAGUACUUCGCAGCGGUGCACCUGGUGGCUCGAGCGGUCCACAGGCCUACCUUUGAGGCCCAAUAUGCUCUGUUCUGGGGCCAGAUAGCCACGGGUACAGAGCCGGUGCCCUCACACCAAGCUAUCAUCUUUGCUGCCAUGCUCUCGGCGGCGGUGAGCUUGUCCGACGAACAGGUGUCGAGGAUGUUCGGCACGACCAAGGCAGCGCUAGUGGACAGCCUGCGAUCUGGCACCGAGAUGGCACUCUCUAAAGCCAACUUCUUGCGAACGACGAAAACGGAUACAAUGCAGGCGUUCGUGAUGUACCUCAUCCCUCUCAUCAGAGCUGAGGUCUCAAGAGCACACUCAGCGUUGGUCGGUACUGCGAUCCGCCUCGCAGAAUGCAUGGGCUUACACCGAGAUGGCACAUAUUACAACAUGAGCCCGAUAGACGUCCAAGUGAGGCGCUUGAUCUGGCACCAGUUAUGCUUCCUCGACAUGCGAACAUGCGAGGCCACCGGACCACGACCGCAGAUCCGCAAGGACGACUACGACACAAAGUUCCCGCUGAACGUCAACGAUGUGGACCUACUGAGUGAUGCACCUCCAACUGAAGAUCGUCCGUACUGGACCGACAUGACUAUCUUCCGCAUCCGAUGCGAGUGCGUGGAUCUACGACGGCAAUGCUGGUUCGACAUCGUACAAAUCGACAAAAAGAAGAAAACGCUUACAUCUUCGCUCGUCAAGAUACAGAAGACUCGCUCACAGCUGACGGAGAAAUACCUACCCAUGGUCGACGAGUCUGUGCCGGUUCAGGCGUAUGGCAAGCACGUGUUGAUCAUGGGUCUCAAUGCCUGCUUCGUCCAAGUCUUACAUCGCUACUUAUUCUCGACAACCCAGCGGAUGCCUGAUCGACUGCGUCAGAUCUUGAUUGAAGCUGGUGUGGCUGUGAUGGAGAACGCCAUCGCUGUGGAAACGAAGCGUGAGCUGGCGCCUUGGGUGUGGUACAAAGGAGCGCUCAAUCAGUUCCACCAGGCUCUAUUGCUCAUGGUCGAAGUCUACGCCUAUCCGAUGCGAAAGGAUGCAGCAAGAAUCUGGAAGUGUCUCGACUACAUUUUCGACAUUCCGCCACACCUGUCACCAAAGCAGAAGGCCGAGCUGGUGAUUACCGAUCUAAGGGACCGCAUGCAAGUUUUCCAUGAGAUGCGCAAAGUCAGGACCACUACGCAGAUGGAGGAAAGAGUCGUUGCUUUGAAGGAGUCAUCUCACCGUGACCCAAUGGCAUCCAAUCUCUCUACCUUGGCUGACACUCAGGCGAGCGGCCCUCCGUUUACCCAGCAGCUGGGGUAUCAGACCGUCGGGGGUGGCCUGCUACCGGCGAGCUUCAGCCCUCCACCUGCUGAACAUACAGAGUCGAGCGGUAGUGGUAGUAGGCAGGGCAGUGUCCAAGGUCAGUCGACGGGAGAUAUUCAGAUGAACGCUAUGGAAGACAUUGACUGGAACGAGUGGGACAAAUACUUUAAUCCUUUGGAGAAUACGGGUGACAUCAACAUCCCCAACUUCAACAUCGAGGACUUCACCGGCUACAACUCGCAGGCUAUGGAUCCAAUGUCGUACAACAAUACGAAUGUUGGUGGCUUCAACAUUCCCUCAGCACAGGAUCUAGCGGACGUCAACUUCACCCAGACCUUCGUGCCGAACUCGAACCAAUCCUUCCCUCGGCCACACUAUUAG